Fulmarus glacialis (Northern fulmar) is the source of this 1560-nucleotide messenger RNA. RefSeq names its product transmembrane and TPR repeat-containing protein 1-like. NCBI's taxonomy places the organism in Eukaryota, Metazoa, Chordata, Aves, Procellariiformes, Procellariidae. Gene Ontology annotation, biological process: protein O-linked glycosylation via mannose. Gene Ontology annotation, molecular function: protein binding; mannosyltransferase activity. Bases 22 to 1560 code for a protein of 512 amino acids. The record is from RefSeq and is a predicted model, not a curated record. The transcript has 11 exons.
UUAAACAUAUUGCUGGCUGGUAUGAACCCCUUCUAUUUCCACGCAGUGAAUGUAAUUUUACACUGUCUAGUGACUCUUGUGCUGAUGUACACUUGUGACAAAGCUGUGUUCAAGGACUGUCGACUUGCUUUUGUCACGGCACUGUUCUUUGCUGUGCAUCCCAUUCACACCGAGGCUGUUACAGGUAUAGUAGGCAGAGCGGAUGUCCUAGCCUGUCUACUCUUUCUGUUGGCUUUUCUCUCCUAUAAUAGGAGCGUGGAUCAGCUUUAUGUUGGGGAACAUUUCCCUCCCACUGCCUCCCCAUUCUUUUUGCUGCUUAGUUUAUUCCUUGGGACAUGUGCAAUGCUGGUGAAAGAAACUGGAGUCACCGUGUUCGGUGUGUGCUUGGUUUAUGACUUCUUUUCCCUCUCCUGCAAUGGACUCAAACUGAGAAAUGGGGGGAUCCACCAGAGACCUGCCCGGCAGCCCGUGGCUUCUCCCUCUGCCUCACUGCAGGUCCCUCCAGCCGGCCGGGAGAACGGGAAGCAUCGCUUUGCUCACCGGGGCACCUGGAGCUCCUGCCACCCGGCGUCACCCGAGGAACAGCGGAGCGGUGGCCUUUUAGUGCCCAGCAAAGCCAUGUGGGCCAUUCGGAGCUACCUGACUGCAAAUAACAACCAGAAUUUCCUGUAUACUGCAAGGCCUUUUUUGAAGAGAGCUGCUUUGGUGAUAAGCUACGUGAUUCUCGUGUUGUAUUUCCGCCUCUGGAUAAUGGGAGGAUCCAUGCCGAUGUUUUCAGAGCAGGACAAUCCAGCUUCGUUCUCGCCGUAUUUACUGACGAGGUUUCUAACUUAUUCCUACCUUCUGGCCUUCAAUGCAUGGCUUCUGCUGGCACCGAUCACCCUGUGCUACGACUGGCAGGUCGGCAGCAUCCCUUUGGUCGAGUCCAUCUGGGAUGCGAGGAACUUGGCCACAGUGUUCCUGGUGCUGGUAAUGACGUUACUCAGCCUACACUGCAUAGCUGCAUUCAAGAAACUGGAACACAAAGAAGUUUUGGUUGGCUUGUUGUUCCUGGUUUUCCCAUUCAUCCCAGCCAGCAACCUCUUCUUCAGGGUGGGAUUUGUGGUGGCAGAGCGAGUCCUUUACAUGCCGAGUAUGGGAUACUGCAUCCUUUUUGUCCACGGUCUAAAAAAGCUGUCUACGUGGUUAAAUAAGUGGAGGAUUACUGUUCUGACCCUCUUUGCUUUACUACUGCUGCUCUUCUCUUGGAAGACCGUGAAACAGAACGAAAUCUGGCUGUCACGAGAAUCCCUUUUCAGCUCAGGAGUGAAGACCCUGCCCCACAACGCCAAGGUGCACUACAACUACGCCAAUUUUCUGAAAGACCAGGGCCGUAACGUUGAGGCGAUUUACCACUACAAAACUGCUCUCAAACUGUACCCUCGUCAUGCAAGUGCUCUCAACAACCUGGGGACGUUGACCAAAGAUGUGGUGGAGGCAAAGGACUACUACAGGCGGGCCCUUCAGUUAAACCCUCAGCACAAUCGAGCUCUCUUCAAUCUCGGCAACCUGCUCAAGUAA